Molecule: messenger RNA, 1764 nt
Organism: Punica granatum (pomegranate)
Lineage: Eukaryota; Viridiplantae; Streptophyta; Magnoliopsida; Myrtales; Lythraceae
Source: RefSeq, a predicted model, not a curated record
UGGACUCCCUACUGCUCUCGUGGUCGUCGUCCUCCUUCCUACCUUCCUUCCUCCUUCAAUAGUCCACCGAGUCUGCCAAGAAAUGUCAACAACAGCUGAGAAACUCCAUACCUACCGACACGCUUUCCAUCUCCAAUUCAUCUCCGCCUCCGCCUCCGCCUCCGCCUCCUCCCCCAUCCCCUCCCUUCCGUCCUGAGCCUCCCCUGGAUUAUUCGUUGGUUUGCUUUGCCUUGCCGGACCGACUCCUCUCGGAUAUGUCGUUGGAAUCGAGCUCCGGCUCCGCCGAGCACAACAUCAGAGGCGUCCCCACCCACGGCGGCCACUACGUCCAGUACAAUGUCUACGGAAACCUCUUUGAAGUCUCCCGGAAGUACGUCCCUCCUAUCCGCCCCAUCGGCCGUGGAGCUUACGGCCUUGUUUGUGCUGCCGUAAACUCGGAGACGCAUGAGGAGGUUGCCAUCAAGAAGAUUGGCAAUGCAUUUGACAACCGGAUAGAUGCCAAAAGGACUUUGCGGGAAAUUAAACUUCUACGGCACAUGGAUCACGAAAAUGUUGUUGCUCUUAAAGAUAUCAUAAGACCUCCACAGAAAGAGAACUUCAAUGAUGUCUACAUUGUUUAUGAAUUGUUGGACACUGAUCUUCAUCAAAUAAUCCGGUCUAGUCAGCCGUUAACAGAUGAUCAUUGUCGGUACUUUUUGUAUCAGUUGCUACGAGGCCUCAAAUAUGUACAUUCAGCAAAUGUUCUCCACCGUGAUUUAAAACCCAGCAAUUUGCUUUUAAAUGCCAAUUGCGACCUGAAGAUUGGAGACUUUGGUCUUGCAAGGACAACAUCUGAAACAGAUUUCAUGACCGAGUAUGUUGUUACUCGCUGGUACCGUGCACCAGAGUUGCUUCUUAAUUGUUCAGAGUACACUGCUGCAAUUGAUAUAUGGUCAGUGGGUUGCAUCCUUGGUGAAAUUAUGACGAGGCAGCCCCUUUUCCCUGGCAGAGACUAUGUUCAUCAGCUGAGACUAAUUACAGAGCUCAUAGGAUCUCCCGAUGACUCGAGCCUUGGAUUUUUAAGAAGUGAUAAUGCUCGAAGAUAUGUCAGACAGCUUCCGCAGUACCCUAGGCAGCAAUUCUCUGCCAGAUUUCCAGGAGUGUCCCCUGGUGCUCUUGAUCUACUGGAGAAAAUGCUCGUCUUUGACCCGAAUAAACGCAUUACAGUUGAUGGGGCACUGUGCCACCCUUAUUUGGCACCUCUUCAUGAUAUCAAUGAGGAGCCAGUCUGCCCGACUCAAUUCAGCUUUGACUUUGAGCAGCCCUCGUUUACUGAGGAACACAUUAAGGAGCUCAUUUGGAGGGAGUCUGUAAAAUUCAACCCAGACCCAACUCAUUGAUAAUUCCCUUCUCGUUCAAAUAUGUUCUAACCAGAGCAUCAUUUGAUCCUGUGAGAAAUCCACUCUUAGUCCAGAGGAUGCUGCAGGACUCGCUUUGAAAUCUGGCUUGAGUUUGGUAUGAUGAAAGUUGAGUCGGCUUUCAUCCGACAUAUUAGUGUGGCUUGUAAAUUUUAUGUUGUAGAAAGGAGCUGUCUGAGAAUAGCUAUUGUUGAGAAUUUAUGUUGCUGUUUGUUAAGAGCGCUAACUCCGCUACUGUUGGUGCUUGUCUCUUUUUUUGCUCCUUGGUGUUUUGUAAGCAUAACCAUAUGAGACUGAAGCAUAGUUCAUUACUCUAAAGCCAGGCUCUUAUUUUUCUUCUGCUAUAUAUAUAUAUGUCCUUUAAACA